AUGGAGGGAGAUUGUGUUGAGUCGCUGGCAACCAUUAAGAAUAUUGAACGAGAGCUCAUCUGCCCAGCAUGCAAGGAGCUAUUUACCCAUCCGUUGAUCCUUCCCUGUCAGCACAGUAUCUGUCAUAAAUGUGUUAAAGAAAUUCUUUUACUGACAUUUGAUGAUUCAUUUAAUGAUGUGGCAUCAGAGAGCUCCUGUCAAAGUAGCCCUCGGCUUCGGGUCCAGUCUCCUAGUAUGGAUAAAAUUGACAGAAUUAACAGAGCAGGACUGAUCAAUUAUUCAGGCUGGAAACGCAACUCAUUGACUCCUAGGACGACUACUUUUCCCUGUCCUGGUUGUGAGCAUGAUAUUGACCUGGGAGAGCGUGGAAUCAAUGGUUUGUUUCGAAAUUUCACUUUGGAAACGAUUGUGGAAAGAUACCGACAGGCAGCUAGGGCAGCUACAGCCAUUAUGUGUGACCUCUGCAAACCUCCACCUCAAGAAUCCACUAAAAGUUGCAUGGACUGCAGUGCAAGCUACUGUAAUGAAUGCUUCAAAAUAUAUCAUCCUUGGGGCACUGUAAAAGCUCAACAUGAGUAUGUAGGCCCAACCACUAAUUUUAGACCUAAGUUAGAUCCCCAAGGUGUAGAUAUACCAGAGAUCAAUGAAGAACAAAGCAAAAUAUAUAAUAACGCCUUGAUAUGCUGGCAUCAUCCUGAAAAGAAGAUUAAAGCUGAUAGUUAUAUUCUUGAAUAUCGAAAGAUUAGUAGAGAAGAAGAAAUGUUAACCUGGAGUGAGACAGAGGUUUAUAGUACCAGUAAAGUAAUUUCUGACCUUGAGAGUAACAGUAGCUAUGCCUUCAGAGUGAGAGGAUAUAAAGGUUCUGUCUGUAGUCCUUGCAGCAGAGAAGUGAUUCUCCAUACUCCUCCAGCUUCAGUUUUUAGUUUUCUCUUUGAUGAAAAAUGUGGAUAUAACAAUGAACAUCUGUUGUUGAAUCUGAAGAGAGACCGUGUGGACAGUAGAGCUGGAUUUUCUCUUCUGCUUGCUGCUGAGCGUGUCCACGUGGGUUGUUACACAAGCUUAGAUUAUAUCAUUGGAGACACAGGAAUCACCAAAGGAAAACACUUUUGGGCCUUACGUGUAGAACCAUAUUCAUACAUGGUUAAAGUAGGAGUUGCUUCCAAUGAUAAACUACAAGAAUGGCUCCACAAUCCUCGUGAUAUAAGUAGCCCAAGAUAUGAGCAAGAUAGCGGUCAUGACAGUGGAAGUGAAGAUACCUGCUUUGACUCAUCACAGCCCUUUACAUUAGUUACUGUCGGUAUGAAGAAAUUUUUUGUCCCCAAGUCACCUACUUCUUCCAAUGAGCCAGAAAAUAGAGUUCUUCCCAUGCCAGCAUGUAUAGGAAUUUUCCUAGACUAUGAUAAAGGCAAAGUUGGGUUCUAUGAUGCAGAUCACAUGAAAUGCCUUUAUGAACGCCAAGUAGACUGUUCAGGUACAAUGUAUCCAGCAUUUGCAUUAAUGGGAAGUGGCGGAAUUCAGCUUGAAGAACCCAUCACAGCAAAGUAUCUGGAAUACCAAGAUAACCUGUAG
This is a messenger RNA of Gracilinanus agilis (Agile Gracile Mouse Opossum), 1569 nucleotides long. It is a transcript of the gene TRIM36, whose product is annotated as tripartite motif containing 36. The coding region runs from base 1 to 1569 and encodes 522 amino acids. The transcript has 7 exons. Gene Ontology annotation, molecular function: protein binding. Lineage: Eukaryota; Metazoa; Chordata; Mammalia; Didelphimorphia; Didelphidae. The record is from RefSeq and is a predicted model, not a curated record.